This is a messenger RNA of Lathyrus oleraceus (garden pea), 606 nucleotides long. RefSeq lists its product as uncharacterized. The record is from RefSeq and is a predicted model, not a curated record. NCBI's taxonomy places the organism in Eukaryota, Viridiplantae, Streptophyta, Magnoliopsida, Fabales, Fabaceae. The transcript has a single exon. The coding region runs from base 1 to 606 and encodes 201 amino acids.
AUGGGGAUAUGUGCUAUUGAAGGUUUUUCUGCUCAUGGAUUUGAUUCUAGAGAGUUGUGUUUAGUGUCGAAUGUUGUUCUCCCGCAUAAGUUUAAGGUACCUGACUUGGCCAAGUACAGAGGUUUGAGUUAUCCUCGCAGUUACAUCACUAUGUAUUGCAGGAAGAUGGCUUCUUAUAUUGACAAUGAUGAGUUACUAAUCCAUUUCUUUCAAGACAACCUAUCUGGGGCAUCUUUGGAUUGGUAUAUUAAUUUGGGACCAAUGAAGAUAAGGACAUGGAAAGACUUAUCUGAGGCAUUCUUGAAUCAAUACAAGUAUAAUCUAGAUAUGACUCCAACAAGAUUGCAGCUACAGAAUCAGUCACAAAGGUCUAAUGAGAAGUUCAAAGAGUACGUGCAAAGGUGGCGCGAGAUGGCUUCAAGAGUCAGACCUUCUUUAUCUGAUACUGAAUUGAUAUAUAUCUUUAUGGGAACUCUCCAGGGUUUGUACUACGAAAAUAUGUUUGGUAGUUUGUCUUCUAACUUUGUUGAUAUAGUCGUGAUUGGAGAAAGGAUAGAAAGUGGUCUCAAGUCAGGAAAGAUCAUUAGUGGUAACAAUAAUCAAUAA